AGGAGGGGGGGUCGCUCCUCAGCGCCCGAUCGUCUGCUGAAGCGGCUGCAGCCACCAGCCCGCCGCUCCCUCCCACUCUCCCGCAACGAGAUCCCGACUCAGAGACAGCCCAGACGACUGCAUCCUGCCCCCCCUCCGGCAUCCUGCUGCGGCUCGAGAUCCGGAACCCCCCCCCCCCGUCGGGCAGCUGUGGGUUGCAAAGUGAUCGCGAAAGGACCUCAAGCGGGAGUCUUUAGUCAGCGCCCAAGCCGAUCCAUCUGUGCAGCCGCCGCUGUUGGGGCUGGUGCCGCCGGCCAAUAGGCCGGUUCCUUUGUGGGGAAAGAUGGUGGCAGGAGCUGCGGCGCUUUUAACCAGUGCGCGCAAAGUCCGACGGUGAAAGAAAAACGCGCUGGAGCUACAGCAGGUCCCGCUCGUCACGGAGACUUCGCUUCGCUUUCCAAUCCGAGGCAAACCCUUCAGGGGUUACUAACUAAGGAGGCUUUGCGAUCCCGGUCGUUUAAUACCGUGGACUGGCGGAGCCUGUCAAAGUUCAAACGCCGAUCGAUUUCCCCCACUCGGCGGCGAAACUCGCCAAGCACAUGGGACUACCCGGAGGCGGAGCGGCCAUCGGGGAUUCACUGGCGCGGGAGGAGAUGCGGGCAGCGGCUUGAGCCGCGGAGUCAGUGACAGUGCCGGCGCCUGAAUAAUCUCCAGGUAUGCACUGAGACCGGAGAUUCCUGCGUGCUCUCUCCUUUGUAAAUUGUGAGGAGACGGUCAAACGAAGCCCGAGCUGACGUGGAUGGAUGAAUGAAAGGAGCAGAAACAAUCUCGUCUGUACUUAGUGUCUGCGGGAUGCAGCCGUUCGAACGAGCGGCUCCCACGUGGGUUGCGGCGGGCUAUUGAUUAAUCCUUGGUUGCCCCGUUAGACCUCGCUGACUCGAGUCCGGAAAGUGGGGGACCCUCAGAGCUUCUUCCUGUUCCCUUUAUGUGCACCCGCUCGGUUGCUUUACCAGUUGGAAAGAAGAACAAACUGGAAAGUAAAGACAAUCCAGCUUUUGAAAUGGAAAUCCAAUUUGUGCUGCUUUUUGUGGGGGCUCUUGUGUUUGCUGACUCUGUGAGAGGCCCCCCCAGAAUUUCUGAUAAAGUGAUCCAUCGGCAAUCUGUGAAAUUAGGAAGAACUAUCAAACUUCUUUGCCCAGUGGAGGGUGAUCCGCCACCUCUUACUAUGUGGAUGAAAGAUGGACGAACGAUCCACAGUGGGUGGACAAGGUUCAGAGUUCUCCAACAAGGGUUGAAAAUCAAAGAAGUGGAAAGUGAAGAUGCAGGAACAUACAUCUGCAAAGCCACCAAUGGUUUUGGCAGCAUGCAUGUGAACUAUACCCUCAUUGUGAUUGAUGAUGCAAGCUCAGGAAGAGAGAGUUUGGCACCUGAAGGUCCCAAUAGCGAAUCUGAAGAUCAUUCUGGAAAGCUUUGGGCUCGACCGAGGUUUACUCAGCCUGCCAAGAUGAGAAGGAGAGUGAUUGCCCGACCUGUUGGGAGUUCAGUCCGCCUGAAAUGCAUGGCUAGUGGAAAUCCUCGACCUGACAUCAGCUGGCUAAAAGACAACAAGCGUCUUACUCCACAGGAGAUUGGCGAGAACAAAAGGAAAAAAUGGACGCUGAAUUUGAAGAAUUUGAAGCCUGAGGACAGUGGAAAGUACACCUGCCGGGUGUUUAACAGGGUUGGGGAAAUCAAUGCUACCUAUAAAGUUGAAGUGAUACAGAGAACAAGAUCCAAACCAAUUCUUACAGGAACACAUCCUGUGAACACAACUGUAGACUAUGGGGGGACAACCUCCUUCCAGUGUAAGGUGAGGAGCGAUGUCAAACCUGUCAUUCAGUGGCUGAAGAGAGUGGAGUACGGCACUGAGAACAAAUACAAUUCCACCAUCGAUGUUGGGGGGCAGAAGUUUGUGGUGCUGCCCACGGGGGAGGUCUGGUCCCGUCCUGAUGGCUCCUACCUGAAUAAACUCAUGAUUACAAGAGCCAAAGAAGAGGAUGCCGGGAUGUACAUCUGUCUAGGUGCCAACACAAUGGGAUAUAGCUUCCGAAGUGCAUUUCUCACUGUGCUGCCAGAUCCCAAGCCACCCAGUCCGCCUGUGGCUCCUUCUUCUGCCAGCAGUCUUCCAUGGCCUGUGAUAAUUGGAAUCCCUGCUGGAGCUGUCUUCAUCUUUGGAACAAUCCUCCUGUGGCUCUGCCAAACGAAGAAGAAGCCAUGUUCUCCUCCCGCAGCACCUCCCAUACACAGGCCACACCCACGGGACCGGGUCUGUGUGUCCCAGGUUCCAGAUAAAGACUGCAUCUCCUCUUUAAACUAUGAGGAAUAUGUAGCAGCACAGCAGCAGCAGCAGCACUUGCUGACCCAAGGGUCUGCCCUGGCCCCAAAUAUGGCUUCCAAAAUGUACCCAAAGAUUUACACAGACAUCCAUACUCACACUCAUUCACACAUUGAAGGCAAAGUUCACCAGCAUCAGCACAUUCAUUACCAGUGUUAAAAAAGUUACAUGGUGCUUGUCUCGUGGUACUAUAAACAGACUUCUUUCAGUCAGCUUAUAUUGGAAAGGUGGGAAAUGAAACCAAAUUUAAACUAAACCACUUUUUCUUUUUUUAAAAAAAGCAGUUUUGGAGAGGGAUGUGUGGAAUAAGAGAUUUGUGGUUUGUUAUUAUUGUGACAAGGAAUAAUGAAGGAAUUCCCAAAGGACAAAGGCAGCCACUUGUGUCCCUGAGAAACUGGAAACUCCUGUUAUAAAAGCAAGAGGAACAAGAGAAGGGAAGCUGGGGCCUGGCCCUCUUCCCUCUCUGAUGCUGCCUCUGCUCUCUGGCCACCUGUUGAAGUGCAAGGCCCGUGUGAUUUCUUCCUUUGGAACACACACAAAAGCCCCUUUCCCUUCUAAGCGAGUAUAAGCAGGGAGACUGGAGGCCGGAUGCCAAAGCAGCACUUAGACCCUGAAGCAUUUGAGUGACAUUAGGAAGAAGAAAAAUGCCACCUUGACAGUUUCGGGGGUGGGGAGCGGAAUAUGUUUCCAUUUAAAGUUGUGGAACUGUAUAAUGCUGCCUGGUAGUUAGCAAUAAGCAAGCUAGUUGUGAAUGAGGGACCCUCUUUUGCCAGAGGGCCUUCCUGUAAACCUUUAAAGGGCUUAGCUCCCCCUCCCCCCACCUGCCACAAAAACAACAGACGUUAUUGUACAGCUGGCUUUUAUAUUUAUAUUUAAUUAUAACCAUGAUAAUAAUUGAGCUGCUGAUUUUUGUAAAAAAAAGAAUCCCAUCAUGCUGCCCUUGAGAUAAUCAGAUUCUCAGGAUUUAUAGUGGCCCGUUUCUGAGCUGACAAGUGAUAAUACAAAGCAUGUUAAAAACAGCUCUUAAAAGAGAGAGAAUAAAAUUCAACUCCAGUGAAUGAUGAAUUUGCUGAAUAUGCACUUGUGGAGGGGGGGAGAGGAGGGAGGGAAAGGGGUUUCAUUUUGUUAUUUAAUUCAGUUUUAAGGGGGAACACACAGCAAAAUCAGACCAUGUUAAAUAUCCAAAUGAACUAGAUAUGAAUCAGUCAAAGAUUUAAACCUUUUAAUUCUAUAUAGAGUUUAAACAGAAUACAUGUAUAUUUAAUUUAUUUUGUUAAAAAGAAAAAAUGUAUAUUUGUCUCAAAACCAGACAUUUCUAUACAUAUUUUUGAUCAAAAAUAAAGACUUUUUCCAGGUUGCUAUAGAUGUCAGGCUCUCAAAUAUAAGAAAUAUAGCUUUUAACAGUACUUAAUUGAGUAUCUUGAACGUGGUAUAUUUAUAUAGGUUGUUACAAUAGGUGUCUGUUCCUCUUUCUCUUGGCUCCUCUCCUGUGUUCUUUUCUGUCUUUGCUCUCAAGAUUUUUUUAAAAAACCUUGUUCUUUUUACAAAAGAAAGUGCGUUCUUUUCCAGCAAGAAGGGCCUUUUAAGCAAAAUAGCACUAUGGCUGAAUCUGGCAAUGCCAGGCUGACCAAUUCAGCCUGGAAGAACUAUAUCAGGUGAUCUUCAUUGAUUUCGUUCAUGAAACUGCCAAUCAUCAAAUAUUCAACAGAGAUGAAGUUUACUUCUAAAAAGAGAGCUUACGUUUGGGAUCUCCAAGGUUUAUAGUGGUGCAUCUUCAGUGAAACACAGCACCCUUGUCCAACAUGACUAGUGUUUCCAGAAGACCCUUUUCAGCACAAUAAAGGUGCAGUUAUUACUUAUGUGUUGCAAAGACACUUGUGUGUCCAUCCCGUCAUUUUUUUUUAAAUGUAGCGCUUCUGUUGUCUAGACAUUGCAUUUUCCCAGGAUUCAAACAAUAUAGUAUUUUGUUGCUGGGGAAAUACAAUUUCCUCCAUGUGAGAUUCAUUUGUGAGUGAAAUGUCAGACCCCUUGAUGUCACUGGAGAUGUGACACGGCUCCCUCACUCAGGUCUCUUAACAUGUUGAAACUUUUUAAUGAUUAUUUUUAAACAUUCUUCAAAAGUUCUGUGCUCCCUUCCUUUAUACUGUCACAGAGCUGCUAAUUAAACUUCAUUAAAAACUAAAGCAAACUGUAGAGGACAACACCAAGCUUCACUGGCACCUCCAUAUCAGAGGUUGAGAACAAUCUCUUUCCCUCUCAUAGCACCUGUGCUGUGCAAGAGAGCUGCCCCUUCCUCAGACAGAAAACACUGCUCACUUCCAUGCUACUCAGUAGGGAGGGUGGAUUAGGGGUUAUGAUAGAAAUGUGACACCAGUGUUCACACCAGCACCCUCUCAAAGCCUUUUAACUGCUACAACUAAGAGAGAGAAUAUACUGCCUAUGGAGUUCCAUGUAGGAGUGUGGCUGAUGAGUAGCCUGUUAUGGCCACAUCUUCCAAGUGGUCACUGCUAUGUUGCCAGUGUGCCAGUGCAUACAAGAUAAUGCAGGUGUAUCCAGUGUUUAACAGUGAAGUCAUAGAGAGUGGAGAGCAUUGGCGUUAAAUGAAAGUGCGAAGAAAAAUGAAAUGAAAUAACCUGCUUUGCAAUCCACAUCACAGGAUUGUGAUGGAUCACAAAUUGAAGUGUGAAUGGAGUGAUGAUAUCUUUCCUUUCACAGACUGUCUUAUCCAGGCCCCUAUGCUUAUUAGGAUGAUCAGUGUGCAUAUUUUACCCUCGUAUUAGCU
Molecule: messenger RNA, 5135 nt
Organism: Rhineura floridana
Lineage: Eukaryota; Metazoa; Chordata; Lepidosauria; Squamata; Rhineuridae
Gene: FGFRL1
Product: fibroblast growth factor receptor like 1
Exons: 7
Coding region: 965-2512 (515 amino acids)
Cellular component (GO): plasma membrane
Molecular function (GO): fibroblast growth factor receptor activity; fibroblast growth factor binding
Source: RefSeq, a predicted model, not a curated record